AUGGCGCCCUCAAUGUCCCUCUUCGCCGUAAACGCGAUCCUAAUUCUCAACUCCGAAGAUGGCUCCCGAGUCUUCGCAAAAUAUUACAAUGCGCCUCACCACUCAACGACAGCUGGCCACGCAUCAAAUCCUCCCGCAUCACCCUACCCAGACGUCAAAGCUCAAAAAGCCUUCGAGAAAGGCCUCCUCGAGAAGACGGCCAAGCAGACUGCAGAUAUCAUCCUCUACGAUAACCGGAUCGUGCUGUACAAGAGCGAGAGCGACAUCAUGAUGUAUGUCGUGGGCGGCGUGGAUGAGAAUGAGAUUAUGCUGUACAAUGUUAUCCUGGCUAUGCGGGACUCGUUGCACUUGCUGUUCAAGCAAUCAGUAGAUAAGCGCACCAUCAUCGAGAACUACGAUCUUGUCUCCCUCGCCCUUGAUGAGAUUGUCGAUGACGGAAUCAUCCUCGAGACGGACCCUACCAUUAUCGUGCAACGUGUCAGCAGAGCACCAACGCAAGAUGUCACGCAGUUGAAGGGCAUUGAUCUCAGUGAGCAGGGUAUGAACAACCUUGCGCAGUUUGGAAAGGCGAAGUUGGGGGAUUGGUUGAGGCAGGGUUUGUGA
Molecule: messenger RNA, 603 nt
Organism: Cadophora gregata
Lineage: Eukaryota; Fungi; Ascomycota; Leotiomycetes; Helotiales; Ploettnerulaceae
Gene: RET3
Product: Golgi-to-ER vesicle coat component
Exons: 3
Coding region: 1-603 (200 amino acids)
Biological process (GO): retrograde vesicle-mediated transport, Golgi to endoplasmic reticulum; intra-Golgi vesicle-mediated transport; intracellular protein transport
Cellular component (GO): COPI vesicle coat
Source: RefSeq, a predicted model, not a curated record